Scatophagus argus is the source of this 3181-nucleotide messenger RNA. RefSeq names its product transmembrane serine protease 4a (gene tmprss4a). Gene Ontology annotation, cellular component: membrane. The record is from RefSeq and is a predicted model, not a curated record. NCBI's taxonomy places the organism in Eukaryota, Metazoa, Chordata, Actinopteri, Scatophagidae. The coding region runs from base 469 to 1848 and encodes 459 amino acids. The transcript has 13 exons. Gene Ontology annotation, biological process: proteolysis. Gene Ontology annotation, molecular function: serine-type endopeptidase activity; protein binding.
UAUAACCGAGUUGCCCUGAGUUAAACGGGAUGAGACAAUCGAGCAGGUGUACGUGUGAUGGUUGAUGCCCUCCAUGAUUGGCGGAUUUGCUAUUGAAGACGACACAUUCCCAGUCACUGUUUACCACGUGUUGAAACUGUAGUUUAAGGUCGACUUAAGUUUUGGACGUAUUUUCUCGCCACCAACAGUUAGCCCUAGCUUAACUUUAGCCUCAAUGAUAGCGCAAAACGGCACGCCGGAAGUCCAUUCCUGACGAGGAGGCGUACAAAAUGACUUGAGGGCGUAGAUUUACUAGUGGUUAAUGAAGCACCAACCAGCUAAGAAGAUAUAAAAAUUAAUUGUACUUACCAGCAGGCGAAUCGUUCCCCUGUUGGCUGUAGUGGCUGACAAAGUCCACACACCCCCCAGCAUCAAGCUAACAGUCCGACCUGUUGCUCCACUGAAAGAGCCAAAUUGACCAUCAAACUCAUGACGAUUGCCCAGGUGCCUGAGGAAAGCAGCAGACCAUUGAAUCCCAGGCAACCAGUGUUUCCAAAGCCAGGUCGCCACAGAAGGCCCAUGACGGCUCCAAAGACUCAGAAAGACAAGGCGUCUAAGAGGAAGAGAGUGCUGCUGACUGUCCUCACAGUUGUGGUGUUACUGGGCAUACUGGUAACCGCAGCAUACUUCAUUAAGCAGCUGAUUGACAGCAAGUAUUUCUUCUGCAAGCGUUCAGUGAGGUUCAUCCCAAUAGACCAAGCGUGUGACGGGAAUGACGACUGUGCUGGAGGAGAGGAUGAAAUUACCUGUGUGACAAGCUUUACGGUCAACACUACCUUUCCAGUGCGCCUCACGUCAGCUCAGCAUGUCCUACAGGUGUACAGUCCUGGCUUAGGUUGGCGGAGUGUGUGUGGUGAUGACUGGACCCAGCAGCACACACAGACAGCAUGUAAACAACUGGGAUACACAUAUAAACCUCGUAGCACCAGCGUCCCAGUGGACACUUUAAUACCCUCUCUAAAAACUGGACCAUUCACAGCUGUCAGGCCCGGGACUACGACCACACCUGUACAUCUGGCUACCGCUGACCGCAGUAUAUGCAGAUCCGGAUCUGUGGUAUCUCUAUCCUGUUCAGACUGUGGACAGGUGGGCUCUCAGGACCGUAUUGUCGGGGGUACAGAUGCUUUCAUUGAAGACUGGCCCUGGCAGGUUAGCUUGCAGCAAGGAGGCCAGCAUGUAUGUGGAGGCUCACUGGUGUCACCAAAUUGGGUUGCCACUGCUGCUCACUGCUUUGCUGGUAGUAAAAAGGAGCUGAGUCGCUGGAGGGUGGUGUCAGGCCGGACUUACAUGGGCACACUGGGAGGUUCCUAUGUGGACAGGAUCAUAAUGAACGGGGACUACGAUCCAGCCCGAAAUGAUUAUGACGUAGCACUCAUGAGACUCAGCAGCCCGAUCAGCGUGGGAGUGAGCCGUAGGCCGGUUUGUCUGCCUCCUAAAGCCUUUAACCUUCUUGCCGGGGACAACAUGUAUGUGACUGGAUGGGGAUAUCUGGAGGAAAACGGUAAGGUUUCACCUUCACUUCAGAAAGCCUCCGUCCCGCUGAUAGACCAGGCUAAGUGUUCCAGCCCGGCGGUGUAUGGGUCUGCCAUAACCCCAAGGAUGAUCUGUGCUGGUUACUUAGAGGGGAAAGUGGAUGCCUGCCAGGGGGACAGCGGGGGUCCUUUGGUGUACCUCACCUCCUCUCAAUGGCAUCUGGUAGGAGUUGUGAGCUGGGGCGUUGGCUGUGCCCGGGAGAGAAGGCCAGGUGUCUACUGCAACGUUGAAGAGAUGAUGAACUGGAUUCAUACAGUCAUUGAGAAAAACCCCUGAGUUCCUCCAUUGUGACAAGCAGCUACCACAACACUGCAGUCCAGCCCAACCGUGACGGACUGUGAAACUAAAAGAACGUGCUGGUUUCAAUGUGGUUCACUGACAAUAUGAGAGGGACGAAGCAAAAAAAAAAAAAAGGGGAGGCUGAAGAUCGAUCUCACCGGCGGUGCAUAACUGUUAAACACAACCAUAUGCAAAAGCACGGCUCACACGCACACAUUUCACACACACACACACAAAUUAUUUCAGGUUGGAUUUGUGCCAUUUCAGAUUUCUUAUCUCAGGGGACAGGUAUAUUUAUGUUAUGUGUAGCUGGCCGGUCUGGGAUGGUAUUCCACUUAUACAGUGUUGUAACGCUGUGGCAUCUAAUUCGCUGAUUCAUGCACUUUUUAAAAACAAGAAUAACAUCAAAAGAAAUCAGUUGCAUUGACAUCAUGUUUUAGCAAUAACAAAGUGUUUUAACUGUGAAGACCAGACUGGCAGACAUAAUGUACUUGAUCAGGCUUCUAUGUUCUUUGGUUUUCAGAGUGCAGUGUAAUAUGAGGGUUCAUAUGGUAAACAGAGGUGACAGACAGGGUGAGGCUGUGCUAUACUAAAGCCUUCAGUCGUCAGAGUGAAGCCUCAGGUUGAUAUCACUAAUAAUGUAAAAGUGACGCCAAGUCCAGGAGUUAAAUCGUUUAUGGUGCCGAUUCAGUUGACCUGACGCGUGUCCAUAUUAAAGGGCAAAUGCACCUUUUUAUAGCACAGACGGUGUGCGUUCUUCACACAACACAUUGAUUAACACAAGCACUUUAAAUGGAAAGCGAGAAUUACUUGACCUUACUGUAUGUGCAGAUGAUUCAAGAAGUCUAAUAAUGCACUGAAGACUGGAACUCAGAACACGCUGGUAUGUGUUUAUUGUGUGGCCACGUUGAGGUUCAAAGUGCAAUCAGAUAUCCAGUGUGCCUCGGGGGCAGAAUGUUCAGAGUGUUGGCCACUGUGCCUUCACAGCUAGAAGUAUAUAAAUGUAAUUUGCUACAAUUUGAAAGUGAGCGAUGAGGAGUAGGAUAUGUACCUGUAUGCACUCAGGCAAAACCCUAUCAUUAUUUCUUCAGCAGUAAAAUCAAUCAGCCUUUAUUUUUGGUUUAUUUAUCAUUCUCUACUCUGUAUAGACAAAGUAAGCAUGCAUUCUGGAUUUAAAAGUAAAAAUGAACACAUUGUAUUAUACUGUAUGAUGUGAAAUAGUUGGACAUGGAUAGCAUUUCUUUUAAGGUUUGCAUUUAGUAUGGUGAGUGCUAUGGUGGCUGAUAAUAUGUAUGUACUGUAAAUACAGUAAAUAGGUUUUGUUUUUAUA